CGCACCAUGUAGGGCUCAAUAUAGGGGGGCCCGGGCGCGACCAUCCGCGCUGCGGCGGCGGCGACUCUGCUCUGCCUCAGUCUGCAGCGGGCAGCCGGAGAGUAGCAUCGUGCCCGAGAGCACCGCUGGGCUCCUGGGCCCCGCGCGGUCCGCCCCCGCGGCUUCAGACCAGACUGCUCCGAAGACCCCCUGCCCCACGCCGCAACCAUGAACUACCUGCGGCGCCGCCUGUCGGACAGCAACUUCAUGGCCAAUCUGCCAAAUGGGUACAUGACAGACCUGCAGCGCCCUCAGCCGCCCCCGCCGCCGCCCUCUGCCCCCAGCCCUGGAGCCACGCCCGGUCCCGCCACCGGCUCUGCUGAGAGGGCCUCCGUGGCCGCCCCUGUGGCCUCCCCGGCCGCCCCUAGCCCUAGCUCCUCGGGGGGCGGUGGCUUCUUCUCGUCUCUGUCCAACGCAGUCAAGCAGACCACAGCGGCGGCCGCCGCCACCUUCAGCGAGCAGGUGGGCGGAGGCUCUGGGGGCGCAGGCCGCGGGGGUGCCGCCGCCAAGGUGCUGCUGGUCAUCGAUGAGCCCCACACGGACUGGGCGAAGUACUUCAAAGGGAAAAAGAUCCACGGAGAAAUUGACAUUAAAGUAGAACAGGCUGAAUUCUCUGAUCUCAAUCUUGUGGCUCAUGCUAAUGGUGGAUUCUCUGUGGACAUGGAAGUUCUUCGGAAUGGGGUAAAGGUUGUACGGUCUCUGAAGCCGGACUUCGUGCUGAUCCGCCAGCACGCCUUCAGCAUGGCACGGAAUGGAGACUACCGAAGCUUAGUCAUCGGGCUGCAGUAUGCUGGAAUCCCCAGUGUUAACUCUUUGCAUUCUGUCUACAACUUCUGUGACAAGCCCUGGGUGUUUGCCCAGAUGGUUCGGCUGCACAAGAAACUGGGGACAGAAGAAUUCCCUCUAAUUGAUCAGACCUUCUAUCCCAAUCACAAGGAGAUGCUCAGCAGUACAACAUACCCAGUGGUUGUGAAGAUGGGGCAUGCACACUCUGGGAUGGGCAAGGUCAAAGUAGACAACCAGCAUGAUUUCCAGGACAUUGCAAGUGUGGUGGCACUGACAAAGACCUAUGCCACCGCCGAGCCCUUCAUUGAUGCCAAAUAUGAUGUGCGUGUCCAGAAGAUUGGGCAGAACUACAAGGCCUACAUGAGGACAUCUGUAUCAGGGAACUGGAAGACCAACACUGGCUCUGCGAUGCUAGAGCAGAUUGCGAUGUCUGACAGGUACAAGCUGUGGGUGGAUACGUGCUCAGAGAUUUUUGGGGGACUGGACAUCUGUGCAGUGGAAGCACUACAUGGCAAGGAUGGAAGGGAUCACAUCAUUGAGGUGGUGGGCUCCUCCAUGCCGCUGAUUGGUGACCACCAGGAUGAAGACAAGCAGCUCAUCGUAGAGCUGGUGGUCAACAAGAUGGCUCAGGCCUUGCCCCGGCAGCGGCAGCAGCAGCGAGAUGCCUCCCCUGGCAGGGGCUCUCUCAGCCAGACUCCGUCCCCAGGGGCCCUGCCCUUGGGCCGCCAGACGUCCCAGCAGUCUGCGGGGCCCCCGGCUCAGCAGCGCCCCCCACCACAGGGCGGCCCUCCGCAGCCGGGUCCUGGCCCCCAACGCCAGGGACCCCCGUUGCAGCAGCGCCCGACCCCACAGGGCCAGCAGCACCUUUCAGGCCUUGGACCCCCAGCUGGAAGCCCCCUGCCCCAGCGCCUACCAAGCCCCACAUCAGCGCCCCAGCAGCCUGCGUCUCAGGCUCAGCCAAUGACCCAGGGCCAAGGCCGCCAAUCGCGCCCGGUGGCGGGAGGACCCGGAGCGCCUCCUGCAGCUCGCCCGCCUGCCUCCCCGUCGCCACAGCGCCAGGCGGGCCCGCCCCAGGCCACCAGGCAGGCGUCGGUCUCUGGGCAGGCUCCGCCGAAGGCCGGAGGGGCGCCACCUGGUGGUCAGCAGCGUCAGGGCCCGCCUCAGAAGCCCCCGGGGCCCGCGGGCCCCACCCGCCAGGCCAGCCAGGCCGGCCCGAUGCCCCGCACUGGGCCACCCACCACGCAGCAGCCACGACCUAGCGGCCCAGGCCCCGCUGGACGUCCUGCCAAGCCGCAGCUGGCCCAGAAACCCAGUCAGGAUGUGCCGCCAACCGCCACCGCUGCUGCCGGGGGACCCCCGCACCCCCAGCUCAACAAAUCCCAGUCUCUGACCAAUGCCUUCAACCUUCCAGAGCCAGCCCCGCCCAGGCCCAGCCUUAGCCAGGACGAGGUGAAAGCUGAGACCAUCCGCAGCCUGAGGAAGUCUUUCGCCAGCCUCUUCUCCGACUGACACCCCACCCUGAAAGGCCCCCAAAUCACUGGGCAACCCCUCUCUGGGCCCUGAAUCCACUUCUCACUUUUGGAACCUCCAAUUCCCUUCAGAAGCCCUCUCCUGGCUCACCAAGAUCCCUCUUCUCACUCCUCAGAAUGCCCCUGUCCCUCGAGAAACCGCACCACCUGGUCCUACAUCCAAAUCACACGAUCGGAACCCCCAAGUCCUUUUAGCACCCUGUGGCUGGUCACCUCCAGACUAACUUCUCAGUUUUAGAACCUCCAACUUCCAGAAGACCUCCACUCCCAGUCCACUCUUUCUCUUCCUAGAAAUUCCCAACCACCAGUCAACUGGCUCUGGCCCCAAAAUUACUGGGUCCCCUCCUGAAGUCCCUGGAAACCUCUAUUCCUGGGCCCAGAUGUUCCCUAUCAAAACUUCCCAAGUCUUUACAAACCCCGUACCUUUGAACCCCUUUUCUGACACCUCCCGUCUUUGGAGAUUCACCUCUUCAAAUGCCAUCAUCCUGCCCCACAAAGAUUCUCUUCACACCCUGAGCCCCAUUCAGCAUAUUGGGAGCCCCUCCCAUUGCUAGGACCCCUCAUUUCUCCCAGGGCCCCUUGCCCCACUUUCCUGCCUCUGACAGCCGUCUUUAAAUAUGCAAACAUACCCACCCUCCCAGAAUCCUUUGCACAUGGAAGGCCAGUGGUCCCCCACCCCAACCUUUGCUGUGAUGUCUGUGUCUGUGACUGACGUGGCCUCCUCUCGUGCCGUGCUUGGCAUAUGUGGUCCUCGUUCAUUGUGCCGCCUGUGGUGAUGCGUGCAGUGGCGCUGUUUGUGUGGUCCGCACUUCGCCCACCCUAAUCUCCACUCCUUGCCUGGACUCAUCCCCAUCCUUCAGUGGCUCUGAACCCCAUGAGAAGAGUCGGGAAGCAAAAUAAACAAGCAAAGGCCCA
Sorex araneus (European shrew) is the source of this 3269-nucleotide messenger RNA. It is a transcript of the gene SYN1, whose product is annotated as synapsin I. Gene Ontology annotation, molecular function: ATP binding. The record is from RefSeq and is a predicted model, not a curated record. Gene Ontology annotation, biological process: neurotransmitter secretion. NCBI's taxonomy places the organism in Eukaryota, Metazoa, Chordata, Mammalia, Eulipotyphla, Soricidae. Gene Ontology annotation, cellular component: synaptic vesicle; synaptic vesicle membrane. Bases 208 to 2334 code for a protein of 708 amino acids. The transcript is spliced from 13 exons.